Spinacia oleracea (spinach) is the source of this 852-nucleotide messenger RNA. RefSeq lists its product as uncharacterized. The transcript has 4 exons. Bases 1 to 852 code for a protein of 283 amino acids. The record is from RefSeq and is a predicted model, not a curated record. NCBI's taxonomy places the organism in Eukaryota, Viridiplantae, Streptophyta, Magnoliopsida, Caryophyllales, Amaranthaceae.
AUGUCUAUUGCUAUGGAUAACUCUAUGAUGAACAAGACCCUUUACGACCUCUCUAAUUUGGAGCCUCUUGAUGGCAAGAACUGCAAGACGGUAGCACCGGAUUCCUCCCUUUUGGAAAAAGAUGCCAAGAAGACGGCCGAAGCAUUGACCAAGAAGGAGAAAGACAACAAACUUGUUAAGGAUCACAUUCUCCAUCAUGUGAAUGGAAUCUUGUUUGACCUCCUCAUCACCAAUCAGUCAAGCAAGUCCAUUUGGGACACCUUGCAAAAGAAGUAUAGAGCCGAUGAUGCUGGUAAGAAGAAGUAUGUUGUUGGUAUGAAGAUGUGUGAAACUCUUCAAGACAAUGUACUCUUGGAGAAAUUUCCACCAUCAUGGAAUGACUACCGCAAUUCUUUGAAACACAAUAUGAAUGACAUGAACCUUCAAGAACUCAUUGGUCAUAUGAGGAUCGAAGAGGCGAACCGCCUCAAGGAUAAGUUUGAAUCUCUUUCUUUGAAUUUUUCGAAAGCUAACUUGGUUGAAUCUGGUGCUCCUAUGGGACACAAAGCCUAUCAAUAUGACCACCGCCACAAGAGGAACUCCAAUGGUGUCUCCCAAGCCAACCUUGUUGAAAAGAAUGAGGUGAUAGUCGCGGUGUUUGUUGAAGCCAACUUGGUGGAGAAGAAGCUGGAAUGGAUCUUGGAUACGGGAGCAUCAAAACACUUUUGUGCUAACAAGGCUAUCAUGACGGAUUUUGAGGAUGCUUCCGAUGGAGACAAUGUUUACAUGGGAAAUAGUAGCAUCGCCGGAGUUCUUGGCAAAGGGAAGGUCCACCUUAAACUCACUUCCGAAAAAACUUUAAUCUUUGAAUAA